Molecule: messenger RNA, 3938 nt
Organism: Sphaerodactylus townsendi
Lineage: Eukaryota; Metazoa; Chordata; Lepidosauria; Squamata; Sphaerodactylidae
Gene: LHFPL3
Product: LHFPL tetraspan subfamily member 3
Exons: 4
Coding region: 24-722 (232 amino acids)
Biological process (GO): sensory perception of sound
Cellular component (GO): plasma membrane
Source: RefSeq, a predicted model, not a curated record
GGGGCCCCAGUGGCCGGGCGACCAUGCCGGGGGCGGCGGCGGCGGCGGCGGCGGCGGGAGCGGUGAUGCUGCCGGCGCAGGAGGCGGCCAAGCUGUACCACACCAACUACGUGCGGAACUCUCGGGCCAUCGGCGUGCUGUGGGCCAUCUUCACCAUCUGCUUCGCCAUCGUCAACGUGGUGUGCUUCUUCCAGCCCUACUGGAUCGGCGACGGCGUGGACACCCCGCAGGCGGGCUACUUCGGGCUCUUCCAGUUCUGCACCGAGCAGGGCAUCUCCCGCGAGAUCGCCUGCGCCGGCAGCUUCGCGGACUUCGCCGGCAUCCCCUCGGGAGCCUUCCAAGCCGCCUCCUUUUUCAUCGGGCUCUCCAUGGUGCUGAUCAUUGCUUGCAUCGUCUGCUUCAUCCUCUUCUUCUUCUGCAACACCGCCACCGUCUACAAAAUCUGUGCCUGGAUGCAGCUCAGCUCCGCUGCUUGUCUUAUCCUGGGCUGUAUGAUUUAUCCUGACGGCUGGGAUGCAGAAGCGGUGAAAAAGAUGUGUGGGGAGAAGACGGACAAGUACACCCUGGGGGCUUGUUCAAUCCGCUGGGCGUAUAUCUUGGCUAUCAUUGGAAUUCUGGAUGCCCUUAUUCUCUCCUUCCUGGCAUUUGUACUUGGCAAUAGACAAGACAGCUUACUUGCAGAGGAACUCAAGCUGGAAAACAAAGAUGAUGGGAAUGCUUAAUACAAGCAAAGGUAGUGUGAAUCUGACAAAUUUCUGCUAAGCCAAUCCUCACUAGAAUGAGCACAAAACAAAACCAAGUGACAACUUUUGUACAUCAUCAUUAAACCGGAAGAAGCUUGAGAAGCCUGUGAUGAAGACUGUUGACAAGUGUAAAAAAUCUGAUUGCCAAGAGCUGCCUUCUAAACAUAGAUCAGCGAGACAUGCAAGUGGUUCUCUGGAGGGAGAUUCAAUCGUGGAUCUACCCACCAGCUCAUUAGAAACUGCCUCUGAAUGCAAUGUUCAGAAGGUGUGCAUGAAAAGUCACGUAAGGGGGAUAACUUUCAAAGGGGGUAUAGUUGUCACUAGAGAAACAUAUUAAUAUUCAUGCAUCAAUGAGGUUUGUACACUCUUUUUAUUAAUUGGCUGAAAAGCGAAAUGCUUAAAAACAGACAUUCAUGAACCAGAGGCUGUUAAGUUAGAAAAUUCUUGUUCCAGUAGCUGAGAUGAUGUGGUUUUAGAUUCAGAAUAUUUACAAACAGUAUUUUCUUGUCUUACGCAACAGGCAAGAUGGUAGGAUUUUUACCCCAUCAUUUCUGUGCCUUAGUGGCCCUUCCUGGUAUGAUUAGUUAGAGACACACUACUUCUCAGAUUCUCUUGCACAUAUAGUGGUUGCAUUGAAUUCUCAUUCUAAGUGUAAAUGAUGUGAGAUGGUGGCUCCCAGAUUGUACUUACAGUAUUUAAAGACUUCAAUCCUAAAUACACUUUUUAAUUAUUUGGGAGUAAAUCCCAUGGAGCUCAGUGGGAUUUAUUUCUGAGUAUAUGCUUCAUUCUGUUUAUGAUUGCAGUAGGAGGACCAGGUCUUCCACUAUAGCAGGAGAUUGCCCACCCCAUGAUAUAGUGGAAGUGAAGCAGCAGGAGGAACUUAGGGAAGUGAUGUUGCAGUGAUGCCAGGAUGUCACUUCUGGUCACAUAACAACAAGUAAUGGCACACAGUGCUGUAGCAAUUCCACUUUCCAUUAUGUGACCAAGAACUAAUAUCAUGAGACACCAUACAAUGCUGGUCCCAUCACCCAAAGCACCUGAGAUUUGCAAGCCUGUCAAAGACUUAACUCAGACUUUGGAGUGGCACAACACCAAUCCAUGGGCUCUGAACCAGAACUCCAGGCACCAAUAUAUAUAUAUUUUUAAAUUAUUAAAGAAAGAUAUUAAAACAUAAGUUUAAACAGUGAACACAAAAUCAAGGUGCAAUUCAGUUACACAAAUUAAACAACAAAGCUAAAGUCUACAUACCAGAAAGAAAUACUUGCGCAGGUGAAAGAUACUGGAUAUUUUCAGUCCAUGUACAAAGUUCCAAUAGAAUUUUCAAGCAGAGUAAAGGGCAAAGCAUCGAACAAAGUUGUUGUUCACUGAUAUAAUUAGUUUAUGGAUUAGGCUGGCCACUACAGGUGAUCAUUUAUUAACUAAUCAGGGCAUACUAUGGUCAAAAUGUUGUGGAUGAUGAGCAAACCUACCCCUCCCCUCUAAAAUGAAGCUUUUCCAAUUAUUCUCCAAUGAACCAGUUCCGGUUAGUCAAAAUUAACAAAGAUUAUUUCAUGCCCUCUAACAAGCACUAUGACCUUGGAGAGACAGCACAUUCCCAGUUAACAACACCUGCUUUCUAAACCCUCUGUGCUUAUAAAAAAGGCAAAAAAAAAUUCUAGGCCUUCAGCAAACAAAAUGGAUUUUCUCUUGGCAAAGUCCUUGGCCGGGAACUCUAGAUUGCACUGACACUCUCAUUAAAUAGAAGGAAACCAGGGAAGGAUGAAUAUUCCAUUGUACCCAAAGUCUGCCUUCUUGAAGAUGCCAUCCUUCUCUGCCUCAUGUUAGGGGCAGCCCUGUUUGGUGAGAGGUUGCUGACAUCAGAGUGCAAAGAGCUGUGGCUCUGUGUUUUGUUUAAUGUUUUACAAGGCUUAUCUGACAUGAAAUGUGUGAAAUUCACCACUUUUGAAGGGAUUAGCACUCGAUGAACAUUGUAGAACAGGUUUAGGGCCAAUGUAGAUUCUGAUCUGGCAUCUGAAAUACAGUAACGGACAGUUGCUGUAAAGUACUUUUGCAUUCAUAAGUGCUAAGCAAAUAUUCUGUACAAAUUAUUUCUGUCUAGGUUUAAGAGAUCCCACAGUGAUUAUUCCAAGUAGAAUAAUACAGGGAGCAAGCAAAUGGCUCUAAUAGUUGUAUCAUGUGAGGCAAAAAGUUUCACCUAUAGUGAAACUGACUUCAUUGCAACAUGUGCUUUUCUGGAUGUUUUAAGUCAAAUCUGGAAAUUGGUUUGAAUGAGGUGAACACAUACAAGGAGGCAGAAGUUGUUUCAGAGGAAGCAGAUUUUGCUGUUUGGCAGAUGGCUGUCGUUCAUGCUCAGUGAUUCAGAAUUAGCGACAGCAUCCUUUAAAGUUCCACCUUUAUUUUCCUUUGCUGACUAGAUUUCAUGAGUGGUUUAUGACUACACUAGAGAUCUCCCCAACCUCACAGCAGUACAUCUUGCUUAUACCACACAACACUUAGUAAUUAUACCAGAUCAAAACUGGUAUCUGUUUACCACAGAGGGCAUGAAAUGAGGAUGCUGUGCAUUCGGUCCAGUUCUGAACUGAGCACCAGAGAAGUACCCCUGUAAUAUCAAAGGCUUUUUAGACAUUCAAGCAAACUGGGGUUUACAUUUUUACAUUUUUUGAAUAAAUAUGUACAAAAUCCAUGUGUGUUGGAGAACCAAUCUCAGAAACUCUUGUCUGCUUAAAACGCCUAUGGAUUUGCUGAAAGUAUAUAGACAAGGGUGUAUGUUUUCAAAUAAACUAGGUUUGUUUUUCCCUCGUGUUCAUAUAGCCCCUGUUUAGGCUGAAUGUUUACCCAAAGAAGUUGCUGAUGCCAGACAUUGUUCAGAAGCUAGUCACAGGUUUUGAACUGUGUAAUUCUGUUCACUUCUAAAAUUACAGGGAAUUAUUGGGUUCAUCAAAGUCUUGAACCAAAGUCAUUAGAACUAUAGUAUUAUCUUAUUCAUCUUGAAUAGCCUGGAACAUCCUAAGAGCAACAAGCUGUCAAGUCAAACAGACUCAUGGCGUACAGUUAAACAGGAGUAAUAUUUGCAUGUACCUGCAAACACACAUGAACAACACACACAUGAACACAUGAGUGCCCAGCCGCUGAUUAGGUGCCCCUUCUAUUCUAUUCCUCCGGUUUUUGGAGUCCCCCUGUCAUCUAGGGGACCCA